Messenger RNA from Phalaenopsis equestris, 1169 nucleotides. RefSeq names its product MADS-box transcription factor 21-like. The record is from RefSeq and is a predicted model, not a curated record. Gene Ontology annotation, molecular function: DNA-binding transcription factor activity, RNA polymerase II-specific; protein dimerization activity; RNA polymerase II cis-regulatory region sequence-specific DNA binding. Gene Ontology annotation, cellular component: nucleus. The coding region runs from base 163 to 837 and encodes 224 amino acids. NCBI's taxonomy places the organism in Eukaryota, Viridiplantae, Streptophyta, Magnoliopsida, Asparagales, Orchidaceae. Gene Ontology annotation, biological process: positive regulation of transcription by RNA polymerase II. The transcript is spliced from 8 exons.
CUCUCUCUCUCUCCCUCUCUUUCUCGGACUAAAAUUGAACUGAAGAUGUCGGUCUUCAGAAUCACAUGAGAAGCCAUGGCUUCUGAAGAAAGUAUGCUCAAUCCUAAAAUGAAAAAGGAAUUUUAGGGAUCGAGAAGAAAAAUAGGAGAUUGAAUUCGAGAGAUGGGGAGAGGGAAGAUACAGAUAAAGAGGAUAGAGAGCACAACAAACAGACAGGUGACUUUCUGCAAGAGAAGGAAUGGAUUGUUGAAGAAAGCUUACGAACUCUCUAUCCUCUGCGACGCUGAAGUCGCUCUCAUCAUCUUCUCCUCCCGCGGCCGCCUCUAUGAGUAUUCUAGUCACAGCACAAAGUCAACAAUUGAGAGGUACAAGAGCACAAGUGCUAACGGUCCAAACUCUGUCGUGGAGAUUAACUCUCAACAAUACUAUCAGCAGGAAGCAGCAAAGUUGCGUCAUCAGAUGCAGAUUUUGCAAAAUGCAAAUAGGCACCUAAUUGGUGAGGGUUUGGCUUCUCUAUCCAUAAAAGAACUCAAGCAAUUGGAAAGCAGACUUGAACGAGCCAUUACAAGAAUUAGGUCAAAGAAGCAAGAGAUGUUGUUUUCAGAAAUCGAGUUCAUGCAGAAGAGGGAAGAAGCUCUACAAAGUGAAAAUAUGUUUCUUAGAGCGAAGAUAACAGAAAAUGAGAGAGCACAAGCAAGCAUAGCCACAACUGCAUCUGCUCUCGAAACUCUUACGACAUUCGACUCGAGAAACUACUUCAAUGUCAACAUGUUGGAAGCAGCUACCAACUAUCCCAAUCAAGACCAGACCACCCUUCACCUUGGGUAUGAUAGCUAAAGCUGCACCUAAUUUAAGUAAAUUGGACCAUAUUUCAUAGUAUGUUAUUUAGCUUCCUAAAUUAUAUAAUAACACUGUAGUAAUGCUUUUCCCAGUUCAACAUUAUCUGUCUAUCAUGAAUCUGAGAUCAGCUUUGCAGAUGAUAAAUGCAUGACUAUUACAUUUCUGUCAAAAAUUUGUGAACAGCUUGCUAGAAAUAUGAUCUCAGAUGCUGUAUGUAAUUGAGAUGAGGAGAAUUGUCGUUGCAAGAAUGGAUAUUUUUUCAGGAUGGUUUAUGGAAAAAUGUUAUGUUGAACCAAGCUAGGGAAUUAUGAUGCCUUUUUGUCAUUGAA